Gorilla gorilla gorilla (western lowland gorilla) is the source of this 2258-nucleotide messenger RNA. Its product is annotated as DNA topoisomerase 1-like. Gene Ontology annotation, cellular component: chromosome; nucleolus. NCBI's taxonomy places the organism in Eukaryota, Metazoa, Chordata, Mammalia, Primates, Hominidae. Gene Ontology annotation, molecular function: DNA topoisomerase type I (single strand cut, ATP-independent) activity; DNA binding. The transcript has a single exon. The record is from RefSeq and is a predicted model, not a curated record. Gene Ontology annotation, biological process: DNA replication; DNA topological change; chromosome segregation. The coding region runs from base 433 to 1053 and encodes 206 amino acids.
GUGAUAGACACUUAAUGUUCAUUUAUUUAUUUACUCACUGAAUGAAUGAAUGAUUGACAUUGGGACAUCAUGAAGGUUUACUGACAGAAAUAAGUAAACUUCAUGAAAAGUAGAACAUCGUGGAAGUUUACUGACAGGAAUAAGUAAAUAAGUAAGUUUACUGACAGAAAUAGGUAUGAAUAAUGCCUUCAUAUUAAUAUAUAAUAUGCUCAUAUCUGUGGAAAGUUCAGUCCACAUACACCAAGUAUGGCCCUCUCAACUCACAAUUCACACCAAUAAAAAAAUUUAGGUACAUAUGAUGCUUUCUGGUCACGUUCAUUCAUUCAACAGCUCUUCUAUUUGGACUGAUCAGACGUUGUUCUCACAUCAAAUCCAAGAACUGAAAACAUUAUUUAAAGUUUCUCUCGAGUUUUUAAGAACCUACAACUAUUUAUGGAGAAAAAGCAGCCCAAGGAUGAUCUUUUUGAUAGACUCAAUACUGGUAUUCUGAAUAAGCAUCUUCAGGAUCUCAUGGAGAGCUUGACAGCCAAGGUAUUCCAUACAUACAAUGCCUCCAUCACGCUACAGCAGCAGCUAGAAGAACUCACAGCCCCGGAUGAGAACAUCCCAGCGAAGAUCCUUUCUUAUAACCGUGCCAAUCGAGCUGUUGCAAUUCUUUGUAACCAUCAGAGGGCACCACCAAAAACUUUUGAGAAGUCUAUGAUGAACUUGCAAACUAAGAUUGAUGCCAAGAAGGAACAGCUAGCAGAUGCCCGGAGAGACCUGAAAAGUGCUAAGGCUGAUGCCAAGGUCAUGAAGGAUGCAAAGACGAAGAAGGUAGUAGAGUCAAAGAAGAAGGCUGUUCAGAGACUGGAGGAACAGUUGAUGAAGCUGGAAGUUCAAGCCACAGACCGAGAGGAAAAUAAACAGAUUGCCUUGGGAACCUCCAAACUCAAUUAUCUGGACCCUAAGAUCACAGUGCCUUGGUGCAAGAAGUGGGGUGUCCCAAUUGAGAAGAUUUACAACAAAACCCAGCGAGAAAAGUUUGCCUGGGCCAUUGACACGGCUGAUUAAGACUACGAGUUUUAGCCAGUCUCAAGAGGCAGGGUUCUGUGAAAAGGAACAGUAUGGUUUGGGAAAGAUGGAUAAACUGAGCCUCGCUUGCCCUCGUGCCUGGGUGAGAGAGGCAGCAAGUCUUAACAAACCAACAUCUUUGCGAAAAGAUAAACCUGGAGAUAUUAUAAGGGACAGCUGAGCCAGUUGUCCUACAGACAACUUAUUUAAAAAUAUUUCAGAUAUCAAAAUUCUAGCUGUAUGAUUUGUUUUGAAUUUUGUUUUUAUUUUCAAGAGGGCAAGUGGAUGGGAAUUUGUCAGCAUUCUACCAGGCAAAUUCACUGUUUCACUGAAAUGUUUGGAUUCUCUUAGCUACUGUAUGCAAAGUCCGAUUAUAUUGGUGUGUUUUUAGUUAGGGUUUUCCAAUAACUUCUAUAUUUUAAUAGAAAUAAAUUCCUAAACUCCCUCCCCUCUCCCCCAUUUCAGGAAUUUAAAAUUAAAUAGAACAAAAAACCCAGUGCGCCUGUUAGAGUCGUCACUGUCUAUUGUCAUGGGGAUCAAUUUUCAUUAAACUUGAAGCAGUCGUAGCUUUGGCAGUGUUUUGGUUCAGACACCUGUUCACAGAAAAGCAUGAUGGGAAAAUAUUUCCUGACUUGAGUGUUCCUUUUUAAAUGUGAAUUUUUAUUUCUUUUUAAUUAUUUUAAAAUAUUUAAACCUUUUUCUUGAUCUUAAAGAUCAUGUAGAUUGGGGUUGGGGAGGGAUGAAGGGCGAGUGAGUCUAAGGAUAAUGAAAUAAUCAGUGACUGAAACCAUUUUCCCAUCAUCCUUUGUUCUGAGCAUUCGCUGUACCCUUUAAGAUAUCCAUCUUUUUCUUUUUAGCCCUAUCUUUCACUUGAAAGAUUUUACUGUAUGAAAAGUUCCACAGGUCAAUACAUUUAGAGGAAAAUGAGUAUUUGGUCCAAAAAAAUGAAAAAUAAUUAAGAUUUUAGGGCUUUUAUUUUUUCUUUUGUAAUUUUGUAAAAAAUGAAAAAAACAUAAAAAGCAGAACUUUAAUAUGAAGACUUUUUUGCUAUAAUCAUUAGUUUUAGAGGCAGUUAGUUUAGUGUGUGUGCAGAGUCCAUUUCCCACAUCUUUCCUCAAGUAUCUUCUAUUUUUAUCAUGAAUUCCCUUUUAAUCAACUGUAGGUUAUUUCAAAUAAAUUCCUACAACUUAACGGAAAAAAAAAAA